Messenger RNA from Phaeoacremonium minimum UCRPA7, 987 nucleotides. RefSeq names its product putative galactan -beta-galactosidase protein. NCBI's taxonomy places the organism in Eukaryota, Fungi, Ascomycota, Sordariomycetes, Togniniales, Togniniaceae. The record is from RefSeq and is a predicted model, not a curated record. The coding region runs from base 1 to 987 and encodes 328 amino acids. The transcript has a single exon.
AUGUUCACAGAUUACAAGGAUGGAAGGUCAUAUGCGCUUUAUUCGAAUGGUGACCGCAAAGAAGCCCGCGAUGAUUACAUCACGAGCUACAAUGAGAAUGUUACUGCGUUGGAAGAAGUUGUUUAUCGAUUCAACAAAUUUGAUCUCGAGGCCCCAUCAAUCGUGCAGACCGAGAACAGCUACUACAUGCUCAUGAGCCAUAAAACAGGCUACCGGCCCAAUAACGUGGUCGCCUUCCGAGCCAACUCCCUUUCAGGUCCUUGGUCUCAGCCUUUUACGGUGUCGCCCCUUGGAACCCGAACUUUCAACUCGCAGUCAGGAUUUGCAUUGAGAAUCAAGGGAUCCAAGAAGACAACAGACUUGUAUCUCGGAGACCAGUGGGACUCAAAUUCUCUUUGGGAGAGUAGAUACAUCUGGUUGCCAAUUGACAUCGAUGACGAGAAGAAGAUACUCGAUCUCGUUUGGAACGAUAUCUACGAUUUGAAUGUGAAGACUGGAGAGUGGGCACCCGUCGAAGGGACGGCUUACUAUGCCAAGGAUGCUACAACAACCGGGGAUGCAUUCAUACAAGAGGCAAACUUCGCGAGCGGGGGACUCAUCGCUACCGGUAUCUACGGCAAUGAUAGUAAGGUGACGUUCGAAAGUAUUGAGGGCACAGGCAAACCACAGUGGGUAUCGUUCUAUUAUCAGAACACGGAUGACAUGGGCUUCGGGGAUCAGCCCGGAGGAACGCCUGAUCGCAUCGGUGGUUCAUGGCAGCUUCGUCGCAUUAGCAGUGUCAUUGUGAAUGGCGACACGACAAAAGUCGAGAGCCUAUUUCAGCGAGAUACGAACAAAGGAAUAAUUCUGUCAACCCCACUGCAACUAACUCUACAGGAAGGAAAGAACAACACGAUCACUGUGGGUGGCUUGUAUAAUGGUUUUGAUUACAAGGGCGCAGACCUAGAUCGUAUCGUUGUGUAUCCGCCGGAAGCUAGCUGCAACUAG